AUGGAUGACUCGGCGCGCACAAGAUGCGACGCGAUGAUGAAGGACGUGGAGAACGCCUGCGGCGAGAUGCUCCUCUCGCCGGACUGGACGCUCAACAUGCAGAUCGUGGACGACCUUAACCGUGAGCAGGACCCCGUCGUGCUGACCGAAGUGAUUCGAAUCCUGCGCAAGAAGCUAGGGUCAAGCAACACGAUGGUCUUGUCCGUGGCACUAACGCUAGCCGAGACGCUGGUGAAGAACUGUCACGAUCCAGUCCACAGAGAGAUCGCGUCGGAGAGGUUCAUGGCCGCUGUGGCCAAAAUUGCUAGGACCUAUUCCUUCAAGACGAACCGGCAGAGCUUGGCGAUCGCGGACCAAUCCCUGGACAUCAUCCAGGCCUGGGGAGAAGCGUUUCUGCCUCGACGGCGGGAGUUCCCUCUUUUCGUCGAAACCUACCACGAGCUCAGAGCGGAAGGGCUGCCUUUCUCCGCCCAGUACCAGUCCGACCGACCUCCGGUGCUAGACCCUGGCGCGGGCAGCCUGCUCGAUAGGCCCGACGGGCAAGCGGCGGCGACGGCGACGGCGACGGCUGCAGGCGUGGUGGUUGCGACAGCGUUGCCGCAGGGCGGGGAGAGGGCGGGAGCGGGAGCGGGAGCGGGAGCGGGGGCGGGGGCGGGGGCGGGGUCAUCUUCUCCGAAUGAUCUCCGGGAGCUCUCCGUCUCCGACCGGGAGAUCGUGGCGACAGGAGCGUCGUGUUCGGAGAUGCUGGAGCAGGUGCUUCAAGCGGCGGAGUCUCGCGCCGAGGUGCGGGACUCGGACAUCACGGCGGAAGUGGUCGAGCAGCUCAAGCAGACGGGGCCCAAGAUUUCCGGCAUCAUCGAGGCCAACGGAGAGGGCGAUCCUGCAAUGCUCGAGGCCCUCUUCAAGUCGGUGCCGCUCUUGCCGCCCUCCAGCUACUCCUCCAACAUCGGCGCGAUUUCCGGAAGGAUGGAAGGCCUCUCGGUUGGGCAGGUUGCGGGGGCAAGAGCCGCGGCCUCGAAGUUGAAGAAGACGGCGGCGGUGCCAACCCUGUCGCGCCCCCCCUCCGACCGAAAGCGGGGGGGAGGGGACACCACGGGGUCCCCCGAUAAGACGGCGCCCGGCGGCGGCGGCGGCGGCGGUGGGGACACGGUUGACCUCUUGAGCGGGUUCGAGCUAGACGGGGCCAGCAACAGCAACGUGAACAAGACCGCCGCUGCUGCGGCAGCAGCGGCCGUGGCGGCUCCGGCGGCUGCGGAUAUUUUCGCCGGCUUCGGGGCUCCUCCUCCUCCGGCUGCCGCCGCCGGCGGUGCAACCGGCGGGGAUUGGGUCGUGGUCGGAGGAGGUGGGGAUGUUCAAGCGCAGGGAGACCCUGGUGCUGCUGCUGGAGUAGCCGGGGGGGGGGCAGCGAACGACGGGCAGGCGGCGUUGAAUAGCAACCCGGCGCUACCACCCGGCGGCGCCGCUACCACCCCCCCCACCGCCGCCCCCACCACCACCGCGGGGCCCCCCUCGGCUGCCGACAAAGCCCAAAGCCUGAUGGCCAACCUCGGGGCGCUGUACGCAGUGGGAGCGCCACCAACGACAGCGAUGAGCAGCAUUGGUGGCAUGUCAGCAGCCGGGCCUAUGGCAGCGGGCAGUAGCGGUCCUACCACUGGGGGGGCGUGGGGCGUGGGGGGGGGGGGCAACCCGGCGGAAGGGGGGGCCAUGGCGGCGUUUGAUGGUGGGCAGGGGGCGGCAGGGCCGCCGGGGGGAUGGGCAGGCUUUGCUGGAGGGAGCGGCAGCGGCAGCGGGAUGCAGGCGCAGGCGUACCAACCGUGA
This is a messenger RNA of Ectocarpus siliculosus, 1818 nucleotides long. Lineage: Eukaryota; Phaeophyceae; Ectocarpales; Ectocarpaceae. The record is from the annotation of a GenBank genome assembly.